CAAAUACGACGCUGUCACCUAGGCAGAAUAAAGACGUCGCCAAUACAUACAAAACUUUUUUCAUAGGGCUUAGCCGGGCAUUGAAAACAAGUACAGAUAUUAUUUCGUUAGAGAAUACUAGAUUUCGGCAAAGAAAUACAUGAUAGCGUUAUAGCAGUCGCAUAAUGCAGGCACGUUUGACGAAGAAAGCAUCGGUCCAGAAUGAGAAGGAUCCUAGUCCUGGCCCCGGGGGUGGGGAACACAAAACUGAAGACACGCCCAACGACCCGCCAGACAAACCCCUCGCAAUGUGGGGCAAGUUGAAGAAGAUAGUGGUGGUCGAGGAGGAGAAACAGCCCGUACCUGAACCAGGGGGACCGGCCUACAAGAAGGAAGCCACCUCCAUCAGUCCGCCAGCCAAUGUCCGUGCCAAAAAAGAGUCAAAACGUGGCCCGAUGGGAGAAUACAUCGUGCCUCCAGGAGAGAAGCCACUGACGUCUCUAGGUGACUGUAUGCCCGGACCUGCGGACUAUGACCCAAAGAUUGACCCCACCAAGCAGGGGUCUCCGCACUACUCCCUGGUCGGGAGACCCAAACUGACUGACGACAAGAAGUUCAUUCCGGGUCCGUUCGAGUACAACACGUCAGGGGACGCCCUGUGGAAGAAGAAGAUCACGCUAAAAGGACGGGGAAAGUGUUACUUCGAUAUCGAUGCCGAGAAAGUGAAGAGCGUGCUGUACAAGGUUGAGUACAAGGCGAUAGGGAAUGAGGGCCCCAAGUACAAGAUCGGCAUGCGCGCACCCAGCAACAUCUACACCGGGCCCGCCAACAGCCUCGUGCAGCCCGUGGACACGAAAGGUUUUUGCACCCCCGGUCCCAACUACAGACCAAACUCCAGCUACUGGGGCCGUGGACCCAAGAAAUCAUUCGGGGCCAGAUUCAAGGAGCAGACGCCUGAGGGGCCGGGACCUGGAGACUAUGACGUCAAUACAUCCAACCGUGGCCCCUCCCACACGUUCGGGAUAAAGCUUCCGGAACCAGUCGGUGUCCAGCAAACUGUGAACAAGUUCAGUCCAGCCCCCAAUACGUACGACCUCGGUACCACAAUCGGCAAGGCUCCGGCCGUCUCCAUAGUUGGAAGGACAGCGGCCUCCGAGAAAGUGCGGACCGGGCCGUGUCCUUCCCAGUAUUCCCCGGCCUACACAAAAAGCAAACACUCUCAACGCGGGAAAACCCUUGGCUACAAGUGGUUCGACGUGGACGAACCGCCCACUCCUGGACCGGCAUAUUACUACGUGAAACAUGUGAACCUGAUGAAGAACCCCGAAUUCACGUGCAGGCAGCGCGUGAAAGCGUCAUAUCCGGACUCGGUCACGUAUGCCAAAGAGCCAGACAAAUACCCCGGCCCUGGGGCAUAUGAAACCCAGGAUACGUUGGAGAACAACGAGAGACCGGCUUUUUCCUUCCGACAAAGACUUGAACCGCCUGUUGAUAAAGAGAAGUUUCCCGGCCCCAACGCGUACCUGGUGGAAACUAAAGAGAAGCCGGGUAGCAAACGGACGCCAUCAUUCAGCAUGGGCAAGCGUUUAGCAGCCCCAAAUUGUAUGAAGGACACCCCAGGGCCCGGGGAGUAUACGCCCAAGCAUAUCAACCACGUGACGGAGAAGGGCAAAUACACGAUGACCUCCCGAACCAAGGCCAAGACAACCUACGUCAACCCGGUGGCCCCAAACAUGUACACGCUCCCGGAACUGAUGGCCGCGAAGAACAAGGGUGUGAUUCUCAAGAGCAGGGCAAGCCCUUAUGUGUACUCGGGAUUCCGCACCAACAAGAUCGAGGAGCAGCGAUCCCUACCCUUGAUUGCAAACUAAUAAAACAUUGAAUUUUAAGAAGAUUUCACAUGUCCCAUUUAUUUACAUUCGCAUUUUUUGUGAAUAAUAAACUAAUGGUUCCACUA
Messenger RNA from Dreissena polymorpha, 1936 nucleotides. Its product is annotated as sperm-tail PG-rich repeat-containing protein 2-like. NCBI's taxonomy places the organism in Eukaryota, Metazoa, Mollusca, Bivalvia, Myida, Dreissenidae. Bases 165 to 1850 code for a protein of 561 amino acids. The record is from RefSeq and is a predicted model, not a curated record. The transcript has 15 exons.